This is a messenger RNA of Gordionus sp. m RMFG-2023, 1477 nucleotides long. RefSeq lists its product as uncharacterized. The coding region runs from base 475 to 1194 and encodes 239 amino acids. The transcript has 3 exons. NCBI's taxonomy places the organism in Eukaryota, Metazoa, Nematomorpha, Gordioida, Chordodea, Parachordodidae. The record is from RefSeq and is a predicted model, not a curated record.
UCAAAAUCGCUAAAAAAAAGUCAGUUGUUAGAAAAUGAAAGACCAUAUACAAGAUAUGAUUGCAAUAGUAACCACGUAAAUAAUGCUGGGUGUGGGGGCGAAAAAGAUGUCCCAAUUUUAAUAUGCAAAGGUGGGAUAUGUAAAGAACGAGACAAUGGCUAUUAUGACCAAGACGUGAAACAUAUUUUAAUCGAUAACAUAUUGGGAUCCAAUAAAAAGUCCUGCGAUCAAAUCCUAGAAUGCAUCUUAAAGAGACAUGCUGAAGAAAAAAGGAAGAAUGUCUUUCAGAUUCUGUCAGAGUUAAUAAAGAAGAUAGUCGAGGAUUCUAGAAGGAAAAAUUAUCUAAGCUACACACAAUUACCUGCAGUGGGAUCAAUCGAUCCUUUAAGCUAUUUUCGUACAUUCAAGCCUCAAACUCCAACCACCCAAUUAUCUACAGGAGCUUCAGUCGAUUCCAAGUUAGAUGUGAUUAUAAUGCUUGAAUCACCUAUUGACUUAGUAGCUACCCCGAGUUCCUCUCAAUCUCUUACACCCAUGAUGCCAAAUUUUCGUUCUAUAAUGUCUCAUUCCUCCACACCACAAAUGCCUAUUUCCCAUUCAAUGAUAAUGAAUACAAAUACAAUGAAAUACUUUAAUCGUGCUAAUGAAGGUACCGGGGAAAAAGAUACACAUCAAGUUCAGGUAAAAGUUGAAAAGAUGAUGAUUGACCAUGGAAUUAAUUCUAAAAAUAUGGAUGCAUUGAUACAAUCACCUUCCGAAAACGAAGAAUUUUUUAACAAAAUUAUAGAGGAACAAAAAAUUCAACAAAAAGAGGAUAAAUCGUCCUCUAACAAUCAAAUAAUGGAUAAGAACAAAAACAAGGUUAUCUAUGCCACUGGGUAUCGGCCCGGUUUUUAUAAGGAAAACACCACUGAUCUAAAAGUUCAAAAUGCACCUUAUCAGAGAAUACAGGAGAAAUACCAAGUCAGAAGAUCGAAAACAGAAACUGAUUUACGGGAGACCAUAACUAUGCCCCCUUAUUAUAAGAGAUAUGAAGAUAAGACGAAGAUAAACGACAGUAAUAAACAGUCUCUGACAAAUGCAAAUGUAGUAAAACAAAUGCCUAAUAUUAUGGAUUAUGAUCAAAGUUACAUGAGAGAAAAAGAGCCCGAUAUGCGCUUACAAGACCGGGGAGAUGGAAUACGCAACAAUUAAUAGCGUUUCAUAGCUAUAUCAUCUAUUAAUAAUAUUUAAAUUAAUAUUGAAAAUUUGAUUUUAGUCAUAAUAAUUUUUUCUACAUAUUUAUAGUUCCUAUCCUUAAUGUUAUUGUGGUUUACAAAAAAUUAUUCAUUUACAAGAAAUGAAAAUUAAUAGAAAUGAAUUGAUUUAUUUAAUGAAUAAAUUAUACUUCAACACAUUGUUAUUUUUUAAAUAAAUAUGCGUGUAAUUAUUAUAAAUUUUAUGAUAUUGAACUUGAUCAUAAAUAAAAUAAAGCAUU